Cryptococcus amylolentus CBS 6039 is the source of this 1578-nucleotide messenger RNA. RefSeq lists its product as hypothetical. The coding region runs from base 1 to 1578 and encodes 525 amino acids. Lineage: Eukaryota; Fungi; Basidiomycota; Tremellomycetes; Tremellales; Cryptococcaceae. The record is from RefSeq and is a predicted model, not a curated record. The transcript is spliced from 9 exons. Gene Ontology annotation, molecular function: protein dimerization activity.
AUGAGUAAGAGACAUAUCAGUGCUCAAGCCAUCAAUGAUGUUAUAGCAGCAUUCCCCCCUGGUCAAUUCACCAGAGGGCGAAGUGAAUCAGAUGAUGAGGAGAAUCUCCCUCCAACCCUGGCCAGUUACAAUCAAAGUGUCAUCUCUGUUGAUGAUAGCGACAAUGAAGGAGGGAAGGAUGUGGACGAAGACAAGGAUGGAGAUGGGAAGGAUUAUUUCAAACCAGCAUCAAAGAAGAAGCCUUCCUUUGAUGACCUUACCACCUUCAUUGCGCAAUGGACUGCAGAGACAAACCAACAACAAUCUGGGAGGUUCAGUCUCACAUUUGACGGCUGGAGCUCCUCACAAAUGACUUCGUACCUUGGGGUCACAGUCCAUUAUAUUGACAAGGACUGGGCCCUCCACUCCAAUGUGCUUGGCUUUGAACCCAUUGAUGGUAGCCAUAAUGGGACUAACCAGGCAACCUUGUUGUACAAUCUGAUGUGCAAGUAUGACAUUGCCGAGAAGGUUCUAGCAUGCACCUCUUAUAACGCUUCAGUCAAUGAUGCAAUAAUGACAAGUCUUGCCAAGAUACUCUUUGAUGCACAUUUGAUCGAUGCAGACAACAGUCCAAUGCAGAGCCGUUGCUACGCUCACAUACUGGGGCUUGCCAAAGGCCACCUCUUGAAUAGCAUUGAGAAACACACCACUCCAACAAUGGCUGAGGAGCUUGACAAGGGUAGGGUGGAGAAGGUGGUUGAGACUAGUCAAGAAGUAGAGGACGCAGAAAGCUUGCCUGACAGAGAUGUCGCUUCUGAGCCCUCUAGGAUCAGCGACCUGCCACUUCUCUUUGAUAAGAUCCAAAAAAUCACUGCUAAGAUCAGCAACUCUCCAAAUGCCAAGAAGUAUUUCCGCUUGUGCUGCAUAGACGAAGGGAUAAAACCCCUAGCCCCUGUCCUAUACUGCAAGGCUAGGUGGGGAUCCUGGCACGGAGUCAUCAAGUGGCUGCUCAAAGUCCGAAAAGGGUAUACCCACUUCUGUGCUUUUGCUGAUGCAGAGCCCACGGUACCGAAGAUCAAUGCUAAGAACUCAAAGCCUCACAUCUGGUUUGCCCUUACCAACAAGCAGUGGAAGAUGCUUGACUCUGUUCACUCAGUGCUCAAUUAUGACAAGUUUGCUAUUGCAAAGCGCUCGACCCAUACGUCUGAUGAUCGUGAAUCAUGCCCUCAAGCACCUCUGACAGAGACGCAACGCAGGAUCAAGCAGCUGCAAAAGGCGUCUUUGGCCUUCAGAGGUAGUGGGAAGCUCUUGGAUGAGUUUGAUCGCUAUAUCAGCUCUUUCGAAGAGGAUGAUUCCCUUUCCCUUCUAGCAGCUACGCCAGGGCAGAUCCAGCCUGACUUUGUCCUGCAAUGGUGGAAGCGCAACAAGUUUGCAUUUCCCAUCAUAUCAGGCAUUGCCAGAGACUUUCUGGCUAUACCGGCAUCAUCUGUACCGUGCAAACAUCUCUUUUCAUAUGCCAAAUUGGCAGACACUGAGAAGCGUCGUUGCAUGUCAGAGGGGACAUUCAGCAAAUUGCAGACCCUGGGUGCUGCUGAUUGA